CGCCCCCCUUGGGGCCUGUGCUGUGGGGAGCGGGGCCGUGGAUGUGGCGCCCCCCCCUCCCCCCCGCGAAGGAUCGGCCGGCUUGGGGGCCGGCGGCUGCAAAUAAGCUUAAAUGAAGAUGGAACACAUUAGGGCAUAUGAAACAAGGAGGAAUUCCAAGAUUCAAGAGCCCGCUGUAAAAUCUCGAGUUGACUGGAGGCGGACGAAGAGAAAUAGCAUCUCACAGCUACUUGAUAGUGAUGAAGAACUCGAUAACGAUGAAGAAGUCACAAGUGAUAAAGAACUUUUAAGCGUCGAACCACUUGAUAGCGAAGAUGAACCCGACGGGGAUGAAGAGCCGGAGUUGACGACUGAGGCCGUCAAUGAGAAAGAAAACAAAGAUGACGGUGUAAUGGAGAAUGGCAGCCCCCUGCCUCCCAGAGAAGGUAAAGAUGACAAUAUAGCCAAGAGCGAUAUCUCAGUGGAUACCGAAAAAGUUCCAUUGCAAGAUGUUCUCGGCCAGCCCGACACCCAGACGGAGGAGGACGUUGAAGAUGAGCACAUCAUCCUAGGGAAGCGAAAAAUGUCAUCCUCGGUGAUCUAUGACACUGACGAUAGUGACAGUGGCAGCAGUGAGAUCUUAGUAAGAAAGCUAUUUGCCAAACGACGCAUAAUAGAUGAUGACGAAUGCCCAGAGGUUGAUCCAAAUCGUCCUACCUCAGAAACAGACCCGGCCUCUCGGAAAUGGGAAAAGCUAGAGAAGCUGAAAGAGCUCUCAAAGCAACGAUCUCACCGAAGAGCCAGUGGUGGAUGUUUGGAGGAAUAUAAGGAAGAAUCCUGCCACUCGCCCUUUGUAACAAUAGGAAACAGUGACUCAGAGGAGGAGGAUGAAGAUGAAAAUAGUUUGGAUGAUUUUAUAGUUGAAGACGAAGUAGCUGAUGCUGAGGAGGUAAACGAGCUCCGGAAAACAUUGACUUCAUCAGAGUCUCCAUUUCUGAAACAUCAUAUUCCACAUUUGUCCUUCAAUGAUCAUUUCGUCCAUUUCCAAAGAGUGGUGAAGGCUUUCCUCAUCAACACUUUGGAUAACACUUUUCUGAGCACUUUAUAUGAUGGAACAAGGCAAAAAAGGUACGCACAAGAUAUGUUAACAUCUCUUCAUUAUUUGGAUGACCGGUUUGUUCAACCUCGUCUGGAAAACUUAAUUACCAGGAGUCGCUGGAAAGCACAAUAUAAGGAGCGGGUGGAGUGUUACCCUGUGGUGAGGGUCACUUUGACGAGUCCCAAGGAUGCAACCUGUCAAGCCUGUGGACUCCAUCGAUACUGUAAAUUUGCAGUGAAUUUAUCCGGAAAGCUCUAUAACAGCAGAACCUUGGAAACGGAUGACUUCAUGUUGCAUGACACCCAGGUUUUGAAGGUUGGCUGUGUGUGUGCAGAACGGACAAAGAUUUACCACCGACUGAAGCAUUUUAAGUACAAUUUAUACCAGGAAUGUUGCUCCAUUUCCAAAACUGACCAAAUCGAGGAUGAGCAGGUCAAAGAGACGGUGGAAAGAAUUUUCAGUCAGUCCGUCGAAAACGGCUGGAUUCAGGAGCGGUCUUGUCUACCAUGUACAUCUCACUCUGCUGUGUACCCAGACAUUGACGUACUCACUCCUUCACCCCAUUGUCAUCUCAUAACAAGGGUCUCGGCUUCCCUUGGCAUUAGGAUCGGUGCAGUGCCAAACCAGGGAAUUGGAGAAAUACCAGCUACUUCAAGGCUAUCUUGAUGAUGCCGAUUUCUUUCAAGAUGAGAAGAUUAAGUGAAAGUAUGCUUGGAUUUUUAAAAAUUAUGAACACGAUAAACAAUAGGGAACUGCUUCUGCAUGGCAUCUGCACGUCUUGUGAAGGAGAAAGUCAUAUUUUUAAUUGUAUAUAUUGUACAUACAAACAGUAAAGAAAAUUUUCAUUUAAAA
This is a messenger RNA of Ornithorhynchus anatinus (platypus), 1930 nucleotides long. It is a transcript of the gene CCDC82, whose product is annotated as coiled-coil domain containing 82. Lineage: Eukaryota; Metazoa; Chordata; Mammalia; Monotremata; Ornithorhynchidae. The coding region runs from base 113 to 1744 and encodes 543 amino acids. Gene Ontology annotation, cellular component: nucleus. The transcript is spliced from 9 exons. The record is from RefSeq and is a predicted model, not a curated record.